Formica exsecta is the source of this 1978-nucleotide messenger RNA. RefSeq lists its product as uncharacterized. Lineage: Eukaryota; Metazoa; Arthropoda; Insecta; Hymenoptera; Formicidae. Gene Ontology annotation, cellular component: chitin-based extracellular matrix. The record is from RefSeq and is a predicted model, not a curated record. Gene Ontology annotation, molecular function: structural constituent of chitin-based larval cuticle.
UGUUCGCGGGGACCCGCGAAUCGACCGAUGUAAUCCGGGACGACGUAUCCCGUCUCGAUGGCGAGCGGAUCCGCCUCGUCCUUCGACAUUUCCUCAGGUUCCUGGUUCAAAGACAUCUCGCGCAGCUCGCGGCGCAUAUAUAAGUCAAAACCAGAUUGCAGCAAGGUGCAUAGCCUGGACAGUCCUUCAGGCAGUAAGGAGGUCGGCAGAGGCACAUCAAGCACUAUGCAGGCACUGAUUCCAAUUUUCGCGAUCCUCGGUGUGGCGACAAGCGCGCAGCUGACCCUGCUGCCCUACGCUUAUCUGGCGAAUCCGCUUCCGGUGUAUCAUCAGUCGCAGGACACGCGCGUCGGAGUGCACGCAUACAGUUACGCCGGCGGCCCGUCCGCCAAGGAGGAAGUCCGGGGUCUCGACGGGGUCACGCGUGGCUCCUACAGCUACAUAGAUGCACAUGGUAUCCUACAAUCCGUCUUCUACGUUGCCGAUGAGGGCGGCUUCCGCGUCGCGGCGACCAAUCUGCCGCUUGGGACCGGUGAGCAGGUCCUGUUAGCCAGCAACGUCCUGCAGGAAGACGCGAAGGUCACUGCCGCGGAGGAGGUGGAGCGCACGACGAGCCGCAGAAAACGCAGUCUCGAGGCAUCGACCGAUAAUCAAGAUCGGACAGAGAAUCCAAGUUCCCAAGAAGAUCGGGACUCGGCAAACGCCUCACCGAAGAGUUCCCAGGAGCUUCCAGCGCAGGAGGAAAAGACCGAGGCGGGUCGGACCAAUCGCGGCACUACGGCAUCCGUCGUCGCGCCUGUUUACGAACUCUCGGACACGAUUUUAGUCCCGAGAUUGAUCGGCACGGCAACUUCUUCUCAGAGCCGCGUUGAUGUUCACAAUAACGUUCGUCUGAAGGCCGUUCAACCCGUCGAGACGAUCGGAGUCCUGUCGGCACCCUCUUACGAGACGGUGAUCCUUCCAAGUCAAGUGCCUCUGGCGAUCUCCCAUCAGAGCCGACUCCAGGUGCAUGACGAUCUCCGUGUCGAGAGACCGGAGAAGCUCGUUAAAGACGCGACUCAACCAGAGACAUCGGCGGUGGCCGCGAUCGAUCUCGGACCGCUUCCGGUCCUGUCCGCUCUUCCCGAUUACAAUCAGAAUCGAAUCCAGCUUUAUAAGAAUCUCGGACUAGAGGGUUCGAAUGUCAAGAACGCCGUCAAGCUUGACGCGGUGCCGUUGGCGAUUGUCGAAACGCCGAUCAAGAGCCCGGUGCCCGCGGUUCCGACUGUCACCAAAGAAGUACCGGUUGUCACUGCCGUCUCCAGUCAGAGUAGAACCCAGAUUCAUGGUAACACCAAGCUCGAAGUAGCUCUACCGAUCGUGAGCGGACCUACCGUGUACGUGGCGACUUCCUAUGCUCAACCGAUCGCCGCCUGGCCGAUCUUGGCAACUCCCCUCGCUCAAGCCUCUCAAUAUCGUAGUCAGAUACACUUGAACGAAAAGCGCGUGUGGUGACGGAAUAAGGAUGUCGACCGUGAGGAUUUGCUACAUAUUUAUGAGGCGCCUCAUAUUUAUUCUCAUGAUACUUUUCGAUAAACUUGGUUGACUCGAUUCUCUUCAGAUCUUUAUGUCUCUCAUUCAUAAACAGUAUAAUAUUUUUUAACUUGAUUCUCUUUUUACAAGAUAGAUUCGAGAUAUAAAUUUAUAAAAAUUUUAUAGAUAUCUUCUUCAAAUAAUUCUAAUAAUUAUAAUUUAUAAAUUAUCUUUUUUUGCGGCUGUUAAAAUUAAUAUCGCAUAAUUAUAUGUUGAAGGAGAUAUUUCAUCGUAAAACAUUUUUUGAUCAUAAAAAAUAUUCAAGUCGUUUAGAGAUUAAAACAGUUUUAAGCGGAUCAGUCACUUGCAACGCGCUAAAAAAAUUAGAAUAAGGCGUUCAUAGCGAGAGUUCUACGAGCGACUGAUCGAUGACAAGUUUGCUCAUAGUAGCUCGUUGUAUGGACAU